GACAGUGACGACAGUCUGGGCCCUUCGUUUCUUGAUAUAUACCUCCCCUUCCUGCCACGCCAAGUCUCCGUGCCCGUUCUCGUUCCCGACACUCUUCACUGACACGGCACACCAUUCACCCAACCAUCCCAUCUUCUACUCAAGCUCACGCUCACAUCCACGCCCACGACGAUGAAUCUCUCACCCAACAAGACGAUGCCUGCCAGCAAUGUUCUCUCGGAGCAGGUCCAGCUAGGAGGUACCUACGUCGACACCGUUGUCGAGAUAUCUGAAGAGCUGUUUCACAUGAAGGAGCUUCUGCCGCUAGUCAAGCUCCUGACCCUCGUCUACAAGAUGCGCUCGCCAACCCCCGAUGAAGAACAUCACAUGAACACCCUUUUGCGGACACUAUCAGGCGACAACCUCAACAAGACAACAACGGACCGACACCCCGAAGGAUUCACCAGAGACGAGAUCGUCAAAUCAUUCAGCAGGUUCCUGAGCCCAGUUCUCAAUGGCCUGACCGGUCUCGGUGACUUCGAGCAGGCCGUGGGCGCCGGCGAAGAUCCUGACUCGUUCCGCCAAUUCUGGGCUCUCGACGACAGGAAUCUGCUCUCUGACGCCGCUUCAGGCAGAGGCCCCCUCGCCGCAAGUACAGAACCCAUAAUUCCUUUCCUUGAGACCUUUGUCAAGGACCGCAGCCGGCGAGUAGCCUUAACCCAAGAUCACGGCGCCCUUGUAUUGGUACCCAACCAAACGAGGCCCGGUGACGAGAUCUGGAUGAUGUCACGCGCAUCGUCCUUGGUCGUCGUGCGCAGACUCGACCAGCCUGAGGAUUCGACGACGGACCUGAACGUCCUCGGCGAUGCUUACAGCCAUGGAUUUGUCAAGGGGAAGCCGCCACGGGGCUGCAAGCGACAGGCCUAUGACGACUUGGAGUUCUUGACAUCGUCCGUUGCUGUUGGCCUCGCCGGCGGCGUGCCGAGGUAGAGAAGGCCAUGCAUUGAGCUAUCUUGGCUCACAGCGAUUUGCUCACUCACACCCGUCUUGAUGGGCACGCGAGCGCAGAAGCAAACCAACAUUUCGCUGUGCAAUCUCUCAGCAUCAGCCACUUGGUCCGAAAGAUAGUCACGCCUCGUUCUGCGCCAUGGGCUGAUAGCAAUUCUCCCGCAUGCCCUUGCUGCUGAGGCUUGAUCGGAUCGCAACAUGUGUACUUAGGUACAUCAAUAAGCCC
Molecule: messenger RNA, 1213 nt
Organism: Colletotrichum godetiae
Lineage: Eukaryota; Fungi; Ascomycota; Sordariomycetes; Glomerellales; Glomerellaceae
Exons: 1
Coding region: 172-969 (265 amino acids)
Source: RefSeq, a predicted model, not a curated record